This is a messenger RNA of Drosophila gunungcola (fruit fly), 1501 nucleotides long. It is a transcript of the gene Gr28b, whose product is annotated as putative gustatory receptor 28b. Gene Ontology annotation, cellular component: dendrite; neuronal cell body; membrane. Lineage: Eukaryota; Metazoa; Arthropoda; Insecta; Diptera; Drosophilidae. The transcript has 3 exons. The coding region runs from base 18 to 1421 and encodes 467 amino acids. The record is from RefSeq and is a predicted model, not a curated record. Gene Ontology annotation, biological process: sensory perception of taste.
GCUCGAACGGAGCAGUCAUGGAUAUAGAAACGGCGAAGGAGUCGGUGGAUCAAAGGGAUACGCCGGAAAUAGAAGUGGGUUCUGGAUUGUGCCAUCCCCUGCGCCGCAGAUUUCGGCGAUUUUUUACCGCCAAGCAGCUUUACGAGUGCCUCCGUCCGGUUUUCCACGUCACCUACAUCCAUGGACUCACCUUCUUCUACAUAAGUUGCGAUAGCAAAACCGGGAAGAGAACCAUCAAGAAAACCAUUUUCGGCUACAUAAAUGGCAUAAUGCAUAUUGCUCUAUUUGGCUUCGCCUAUAGCCUUACCAUAUAUAACAAUUGCGAAUCGGUGGCCAGCUAUUUUUUUCGAUCUCGCAUCACCUAUUUUGGGGAUAUGAUGCAGAUUGUGAGCGGCUUCAUUGGAGUCACUGUCAUAUAUUUGACUGCCUUCAUACCAAAUCAUCGAUUGGAGAGAUGUCUGCAGAAGUUUCACACCAUGGACAUGCAGCUGCAGACGGUGGGCGUUAAGAUCAUGUACAGUAAGGUGCUGCGAUUUAGCUAUAUGAUCCUGAUCUCCAUGUUUUUGGUCAACCUACUUUUCACCUGUGGCACCUUCUCGGUUCUGUACUCCUCGUUAGUUUCGCCCACAUUGGCACUCCACUUCACCUUUCUCAUCCAGCACACGGUCAUCGCCAUAGCCAUUGCGCUCUUUAGCUGCUUUACAUAUCUGGUGGAGAUGCGACUGGUGAUGGUCAAUAAGGUCCUGAAAAAUCUUUCUCAUCAAUGGGAUUCGCGUACGCUGAAAGCCGUCACCCAAAAACAGCGAUCACUCCAGUGCCUCGAUUCAUUUUCCAUGUACACCAUAGUAACCAAAGAUCCGGCUGAAAUCAUUCAGGAGUCCAUGGAGAUACAUCAACUAAUUUGCGAGGCAGCUGCAACGGCCAACAAAUAUUUUACCUACCAAUUGCUGACCAUUAUAUCUAUAGCUUUUCUAAUCAUCGUUUUCGAUGCCUAUUAUGUUUUGGAAACUCUGCUGGGAAAAUCGAAGCGCGAAAGUAAAUUCAAAACAGUGGAAUUUGUGACAUUUUUCUCCUGUCAAAUGAUUUUGUAUCUGAUUGCCAUUAUAUCCAUUGUCGAGGGAAGUAAUCGGGCAAUCAAGAAAAGCGAGAAGACCGGAGGUAUUGUCCACUCCCUACUAAAUAAAACCAAAAGUGCUGAGGUCAAGGAGAAACUACAGCAGUUCUCCAUGCAGCUAAUGCAUCUCAAAAUAAAUUUUACCGCAGCUGGUCUGUUUAACAUUGACCGCACUUUGUACUUUACGAUCAGCGGAGCCUUAACCACUUAUCUCAUUAUCUUACUGCAAUUUACCUCCAAUUCCCCGCACAAUGGCUAUCAGAAUGGCAUCUCCUGCUGUGAGACCUACAAUAAUAUGACGAAUUAAACGCUUUAAAUGUGUUUUUAGUGUCAUUACAACAAGAGGAGUGCAGAAAAGUCGAUGGAGCCGGUGAAAUAUGGAUUACG